Synchiropus splendidus (mandarinfish) is the source of this 1682-nucleotide messenger RNA. It is a transcript of the gene syngr2a, whose product is annotated as synaptogyrin 2a. Gene Ontology annotation, cellular component: synaptic vesicle membrane; neuromuscular junction. NCBI's taxonomy places the organism in Eukaryota, Metazoa, Chordata, Actinopteri, Syngnathiformes, Callionymidae. Bases 113 to 784 code for a protein of 223 amino acids. The transcript has 4 exons. The record is from RefSeq and is a predicted model, not a curated record.
GGGGGCGGGGCUUCCAGAAGUUUUCAGGAAGGAUUGUUUUGACAAAGCGAAACUUUUCGCUCUUCACUUUCUGUUUUUUUUAUCUGAAGUUUUUGUUUGAUAGUCACCAAAGAUGCAAGCCAGCGCUUACGGGGCCUCGCUUGCCGGUGGAGCUUUUGACACCGAAAGUUUUGUGAAACAGCCGCAGACCAUUCUGCGCUUCCUCAGUUGGAUAUUUUCCAUUGUGGUUUUUGCAACCAUCACGGCGGAAGGCUACGUUAACCCUAAUACUGAGAGUGACCUUGUUUGCAUGUUCAAUGGUAACAACAGUGCCUGUAGCUAUGGCGUGGCGGUCGGAGUCCUCGCCUUCUUGGCCUGUGUUCUGUUCCUCCUACUGGAUGCCUACCUUCCUCAAAUCAGCAAUGCUAAAGAGCGAAAGUACAUCGUAACAGCCGACUUGGGUGUCUCAGGUGUUUGGACUUUUCUGUGGUUCGUCUGCUUCUGCGUUCUGACCAACCAGUGGAACAGAACGGCAGACUCCACCGCCAUUCCUGCUGAUGCUGCCCGGGCUGUUAUUGCCUUCUCCUUCUUCUCCACUUUUUCAUGGGGGCUGCUGACCUACCUGGCGUAUUCGCGCUACAGUCAAGGCAUCAGCGACUUUGACCUGGAGUACAAAGACCCGGCGCCUGGCCCAGCUGCUCCGUACCCACCAGACCAGUUCCCCGGAGCCCCUUCUAGUUACCAGCAGUCUCCAUUCUCCCAAAACCAGGAGCAGCCUGGGGAGUACCAACCGCCCACUUACUGACCCAAGUGACUUUCAAGCCCCGUGCCAAACCCCGUGGACCCUUCUCUCCGCUCCAGGUUUCCCCCUGCUGGAGGCGUUUGCUCAACCUGUGUGCACUGACGUGUUCUGGAGAUGUUUUGCUUCGCUUUUCUGAUCGCAGCGAGUGGCGGGUGAAGAGUCUUGUUUCUCUGUGAUUGUCAGAGAAGAUAGCAGUUCCAUUUUUUUUUUUUUUUUUUUUUUGGGCGUUCCGUUGCUUCCUCAUGUGACUGAGGUCAGCACGUUCAGAAAGAAUGAGGAAAGUUCUGAUCAGAAGUUUUAAGCCUCUUAGUUUUCAGAUUUAAUCAAUCGUCACACAUUGUUUGACUUGCCAGGAACAAAGAUGACACUUGCUUCCUCACUCACUUCUAUGAACAGGGUUCCUCCUGAAGCCACUGGUGGACGUGCUGCUGCAGACGGUCCAGAGUCUUAGUGUAUAUACCCAUGUUAUAUGUGUCAAUUGGCAUUUCAGGUAUUGCAGAAGUUACUCUUUGUUCAUAUAUUUAAUCUUUCUAAUGUCCCCAAUAUCUACUGUAAAGUUUAUUCUGUAAACUUCAGAAGCGACUCGUGUGCACUGAGAUGAUUGUGUUGCCAAUGAACUCCUUUAAUUAUGUUUUAUUUGAGGGUCUUCUGACAGGAAUGCAAUACCUCUGUUGAAUGUGCCUUUAUUCCUUUAUUUAAGUAGACAUUCCUGUGACCUCGAGAACAUUGUGACACAUACAAUACGUUAAACUUUCUGUUCAGGUACACGACAAUCAAGCCACUUAUUUUUUUCUUCUCUUUUCUUGCGCCGUUUGAAUUCUGUAGCUUCUCAUUCCUCAAAGUGCUGUUUGCGGUAUUGUGUGCCACACAAUGUUGGUCAAAUAAAAGCUGGUUAAGCCUC